GGACACGGGGCGGGGCGCACUGGGAGAGCAACAGCUCGGGGCGUGGUCGGGGCGUGGCCCGGCCGGCGGGAAGGCGGAAGGACUCUUUGGACCGUUCUCACCCACGAGAUCCCUCAGCCCCAGGCCCCGCACGCCGGGGACUGCAGCAUGGAGGCCGGGCUGCUGUGGUUCUGCAACUGGAGCACGCUGGGGGUGUGCGCCGCACUCAAGCUGCCGCAGAUCUACGCGCAGCUGGCGGCGCGCAGCGCUCGGGGCAUCAGCCUCCCCAGUUUACUUUUGGAGCUGGCGGGGUUCCUGGUCUUCUUUCGCUAUCAAUGUUACUAUGGGAACCCGCUGCUCACCUACCUGGAAUACCCCAUCCUCAUUGCACAAGACGUCAUCCUCCUGCUCUUUGUCUUUCACUUCAACGGGAACGUGAGGCAGGCCUUGCCCUACGCAGCAGUAUUUGUGUCUUCUUGGUUCGUCCUCAGCCUGCAGAAGUGGAUCAUCGACCUGGCCAUGAACUUAAGCACAGUCAUCAGUGUGGCCAGUAAGUUUGCCCAGCUUCAGUAUCUGUGGAAGGUCCAGGACUCGGAAGCUGUGAGCGCGCUGACCUGGGGCCUCUCUGCCUACACCUGUGCAACAAGAAUAAUAACAACUUUAAUGACCACCAAUGAUUUGACAAUUCUUGCCCGUUUUGUGAUCAUGCUGGCUUUAAACAUAUGGGUAACAGCAACAGUACUGCGCUAUCGGAAGCCUGUCACCAAAGUCGAAUGAUGGCCGCAUUCUUUCUACACAGUGGACUUCAAAUAACUGAACCAGGGAUGCACUGUUGCUUUCCACUGCUACAUUUAAAGUCUUUUACUAGUCAAUCCUUUCAGAAACUUUAAAUCAGGUUUGUUAGAGCUGAAAAGCCUCUUAGCUGGAUAUGGCGGUGCAAACCUACAAUCCUAGCACUUGGGAGUUUGAGUUAGCCUGGGCUACACGGCAGACUCGGAGAAGGAAAGAGCCACUUGUUUAAAAAUGCCCACUUCCAUAGGUUGUGGUAUGGCUUAGACAUUGGGGUUGUUUGUGUGGGUGUGCGUGCGUGCGUUUCAGAUAAGGCCUCACUACAUAGCCCAAGCUAUCCUUAAACUUGUGAUCCUCCUUCCAAAGCCUCUGAGCACUGGGAGUGCUGGACAACAGAGGAUACCACCAUACCUGGCUUGUUACCUGCCAUGAUGGAAGCUGCCCAAGAAACCAUUUUAGCCCUUAAAGUAAGGACUAAGUUCUCUCUGGAGAGCCAGCUAUAAUUAUAUGCUUUCAGAAUCUUCAAUAGUCUUCCCAAAAGGAGUGCGGUCUGCUCAGUCAUGCCUGGGCAGUUUAACCCUUCCAUGACCAAGGGCUUGGCCUGGCACGUCACAAUACAGAGUGACAUAUCUACUCAAGACAAGUAAGGCUAUCACAGUGCACACAGAUGUUGCUGCGUCUAUGACUAAGUAUGCUCCAACACUUCACAGUGUGCCUUAACACCGUUCCUAACAGAUCCCUGAUCUCUACUUAGAGGAAAAAAUCCUAACAGCCUUCCUGAUUUGAGCACAAUGCAGCCUUUUUAUAAAAGGGGGCUGUACCUCAUAGUUACACUGCUGGAACUUAGUAUAGGUGUUAGCUACUGGAACGUAUUCAGUAAAGAGUAUUGACAGGCCCUACCCAUUCUUGGGGAUUUUAUUCUUACUAAAGUAACAUAUCUUAAGCAUUGUUCACAAUGCUUCUGCUGAUGUUUCAUAAACCUAACAUUUAAAAGUGCACUUUCUUCUAUAUGCAUGUCAUUAUUCAGGCAUAUUGUAAGUAAAUGAUGUACUGGAAAAUGUUCAGUUUCCUACAUAAAAUAAACUUUCAUUUGCUGAA
Mesocricetus auratus (golden hamster) is the source of this 1866-nucleotide messenger RNA. It is a transcript of the gene Slc66a3, whose product is annotated as solute carrier family 66 member 3. Bases 148 to 756 code for a protein of 202 amino acids. NCBI's taxonomy places the organism in Eukaryota, Metazoa, Chordata, Mammalia, Rodentia, Cricetidae. The transcript has 7 exons. The record is from RefSeq and is a predicted model, not a curated record.